UCAACUGUACGAACAACUGAGACUAAUUUGUUGUCACCUGCACGACUCUGCUGCGGCUUCCUCUCAAUAAAUAUCCAUUUAUUCACUCGGAUUAAAAUUAUUUUCUCUUCGCUGUCUGUAAUGACGCGGUCGUAUCGCGUCAUGACGCACUCCAAUUAAACCAAGUUGUAAAUGGAUCUAGUAGUUCAGCAUGGACAUGGCGAAAAGAUGUGCACAAGUCAACUGAAGUGAAGUGGACUGAGGACUGUCACUCAUAGUUCAUGUUGAGAAUCCGACUUUUAACCGGACGUAGCUAACCAGACACCAUGGCUGGAGACGACCACUACCUUCAUACUUCCAACCAGAUUUUUGACAACAUCAUCAUGGAUCCAUCGUGGGAGUUCACACAUUUUCCUGCGAUGUCUCAGACGUCGUCCGUGCGGACAGUGGACGGACCGUUCCUGCAUAUCGUGGAGCAGCCCAAACAGCGUGGCUUCAGGUUCAGAUACGGCUGUGAGGGUCCGUCUCACGGCGGUCUACCAGGAGCCUCCAGUGAGAAGAACAGGAAGACCUACCCCACUGUCAAGGUCAGUAACUACCAGGGUCCGGCCCGGGUGGUGGUGCAGCUGGUGACGGCGCUGACCCCCCUCACUCAGCUUCACGCUCACAGUCUGGUGGGAAAACAGUGCGACAAAGGGAUCUGCAUCGUGGACCUGCACCCCAAAGACUCGAACAUCAGUUUUCCCAACCUGGGCAUCCUCCAUGUGACGAAGAAGAACGUGGCGAAGACUCUGGAGGAGAGGAUGAUCGAGGCCGUCAGGAUGGGAUACAACUGCGGAAUCUCCAUCCACCCCGAGAUCGACGCCCUGCAGGGGGAAGUCCGAGUCCCCCGAGACCUCAGCGACCACCAGCGCAGUUUGAUCAGCAGUGCGGCGUCUCUUCAGGCUAAAGAAAUGGACCUCAGCGUCGUCCGCCUCAUGUUCACGGCGUUCCUCCCGGACAGCGACGGGGGUUUCUCCAGGCGCCUCGAGCCCGUCGUGUCUGAACCGAUCUACGACAGCAAGGCUCCGAACGCCUCCAACCUGAAGAUUGUGAGGAUGGAUCGAACCGCUGGCUGUGUGAGCGGAGGAGAGGAGGUCUACCUGCUCUGUGACAAGGUCCAGAAAGAUGACAUCCUGGUUCGGUUCUAUGAAGAGGACGACUCAGGGUUGACCUGGGAGGCUCUGGGAGAUUUUUCCCCGACAGAUGUUCACAGACAGUUCGCCAUCGUGUUCAAGACUCCGAAGUAUCGAGACCAGAACCUGCAGAAGCCGACGUCCGUGUUCGUCCAGCUGAAGAGGAGGUCUGACAACGAGACGAGCGAGCCCAAACCCUUCACCUACCACCCCCAGAUCAUAGACAAGGAGGAGGUGCAGAGGAAGAGACAGAAGACGUUGCCAAACUUCCAGGACUUCAGCGGUCAUGGAGGAGGAGGAGGAGGACUGUACCGAGGAGGGGGAGGAGGAGGUCCUGCUGCUGGAGGACCUGGCUCUGCAGGAGGAGGAGGAGGAGGAGGAGCUUACUUCCAGGGCUUCACCACCUACAACUAUGGAGGAGGAGGAGGAGGAGGUGGAGGUUUCUCCACAGGGUACUCAGCUGGUCUGGGAGGAGGAGGCAUCAAACACGCGUCUCAGGGCGACGCGGCGGACGACAGCAGCGCGGACAGUGAUUCGGACGACGACUCGGGGUCAGGGGUCAUGCUGAGAUCUUCGACCCGGCCAGGAGGCCCGGAGGUGGGGCAGAGGACUGAGGAGGGAGGUGUCAGUGUGGAGCCACACAGAGACGAGCAGUUGGAUCAGGUGACCGGCAGACAGUUGGAGGCUCUCUUUCAGUACUCAGUUACAGGAGACUCAGCGUACCUGCUGGCUCCACAGCGCCCCCUGAUGGACGCACAGAACGAGGAUGGAGACACCGGGCUCCAUCUGGCAGUUCUCCACAGCCAGCAGGAGGCGCUGAAGAGUCUGACUCAGGUUGUGUCUGCCCUGCCUGGACAGGAGGUGCUCAACAUGAGGAACCACCUCUACCAGACUCCUUUGCACCUGGCUGUGAUCACCCAGCAGAAGGAGGCGGUGGAAGCGCUGCUAUUGGCCGGCGCCGACCCGACUCUGACAGAUCGUUAUGGCAACACUGCACUCCACCUGGCAUCCCAGCUCGACGGAGGAGGGAUGGUCCAGUUUUUACUACAACACAGAGAGCUGAGAGGACUGCUGGAGCGCACCAACACAGCAGGUCUGUGUGCAAUCCACCUGGCGGUUCUGGCCAAUCAGCUGUCUUCUCUCAGGGAGCUGCUGGAGGGCGGGGCUAAUGUGGAGACUCCGGAGCGCAGCUGUGGACGGACCGCACUUCACCUCGCCACCGAAAGCGACAACGUGUCUCUGGCGGGCUGCCUGCUGCUGGAGGGAAAUGCCAGGGUGGACUGCUGCACCUUUAACGGCUCCACCCCUCUCCACAUCGCUGCAGGGCGGGGCUCCAUCAAGCUAACAGCCCUCCUGAUGGCUGCAGGUGCAGACCCUCAUAAAGAGAACUUUGAGCCACUGUUCUUCAGGGAGGAGGAGUGCUGUGAUGAAGAGAGGGAGGCUGAAGAGGAUGAAGAUGAAGGCUAUAUCCCAGGAACCACUCCGCUCAACAUGGCCACCACCACUCAGGUGCUGGAGCUCUUGAAUGGUAAAGAAUAUGAACCAAAGUCUCCACACAAAGCGUUCACACCUCCUCAAGGCGACCUGCUGACUCUGGACGUGGAGGUGAAGCAGCAGGUGUGCUGCGCUCUGGAGAGUGAAGGAUGCUGGGAGAGUCUGGCUCACAGUCUGGGUCUCGGGAUCCUCAACAUGGCCUUUAGACUGAGCCCCUCCCCCGCCAAAACACUGCUGGACAGCUACGAGGUCUCAGGUGGGACAGUCACAGACCUGUUGGCUGGUCUGAGGUCAGUCGGAGAGUGCAGAGCGCUGAGCAUCCUGGAGGAGGCGCUGCGUCACCUCGACGACCAGGAGAUGCAGAUGACCAAUGAGAUGAGAGGUGAGUCUCUCUGCGCUCAGGUUCAGGAUCUGAAGGUGGAGGUUCGGCUCGACAGCGGGGUGUGUGACAGCGGGGUGGAGCUGUCCACAGCCUGACCGUCUCAUUGGUCUGUCUGCAGUUUGUCAGAACAAGCACAAUCCAUCCAUCAUCCAUCCAUCAUCCAUCCAUCCAUCCAUCAUCCUUCUACUAUCCACCCUCAUCCAACAUCCAUCCAUCCAUCCAUCCAUCCUCC
Messenger RNA from Chelmon rostratus (copperband butterflyfish), 3262 nucleotides. RefSeq names its product nuclear factor of kappa light polypeptide gene enhancer in B-cells 1 (gene nfkb1). The coding region runs from base 306 to 3125 and encodes 939 amino acids. The record is from RefSeq and is a predicted model, not a curated record. Gene Ontology annotation, molecular function: DNA-binding transcription factor activity, RNA polymerase II-specific; protein binding; RNA polymerase II cis-regulatory region sequence-specific DNA binding. The transcript is spliced from 24 exons. Gene Ontology annotation, biological process: cellular response to stress; inflammatory response; regulation of transcription by RNA polymerase II. Gene Ontology annotation, cellular component: cytoplasm. Lineage: Eukaryota; Metazoa; Chordata; Actinopteri; Chaetodontiformes; Chaetodontidae.